Cladophialophora psammophila CBS 110553 is the source of this 408-nucleotide messenger RNA. RefSeq lists its product as uncharacterized. Gene Ontology annotation, molecular function: carbon-sulfur lyase activity. The coding region runs from base 1 to 408 and encodes 135 amino acids. NCBI's taxonomy places the organism in Eukaryota, Fungi, Ascomycota, Eurotiomycetes, Chaetothyriales, Herpotrichiellaceae. The transcript has 4 exons. The record is from RefSeq and is a predicted model, not a curated record.
AUGCCUUUGAAGGGACAAUGCAAUUGUGGGGCCAUCCAGGUCUCCGUCGACGACGACGCCGCCGAGAAAAGCCAGCCUAUCUUCUGUCAUUGCUCAAAUUGUCGAAGACAGAGCGGAGCUCUUGGAACAUACGUUUCCAUGUAUCCUGAUGCCGAUGUGACUAUAACUGGAAGCCCCAAAGAUUAUGAAGACCGCAGCACAGAUAGCGGGACCCUGCUUCACAGGUGGUUUUGCGGGGCAUGCGGAUGUCCGAUUAUGUCCACCUCGGAGAGACUACCAGGAAUGAAGAUCAUCAAAAUGGGCCUGUUCGAUAAGAUCCACAAACCCAAUGCUGAGAUAUACUGCAAAAACAAGAAUGAGUGGGAGCCGGUUGUUGAGGGAACCGCGCGUCUGCAAGGAGCCUUCUGA